Molecule: messenger RNA, 596 nt
Organism: Coccinella septempunctata (seven-spotted ladybird)
Lineage: Eukaryota; Metazoa; Arthropoda; Insecta; Coleoptera; Coccinellidae
Exons: 4
Coding region: 87-287 (66 amino acids)
Source: RefSeq, a predicted model, not a curated record
GUGAGCAUUUGCGGCAUCUGUCGGUGGUUAAAUUUUUCCCUAUUAUAUUUUUCAGGUAUGCUCUGGUGGGUAUGACCUGAUCCUGUAUGGCCGUUAGUCUGCCUUCUGUUUCCGGGAACAGGGCUGUUGGGUACCUUCCAUGGAGUGCUCGGCCAUGCCAUAUCUCUGAUAGCUCUUGGAUGUUGGGGGGCGCAAUUGGAUCAUUGCUAGAUGACAAGUUUAGUGCUGUUACAUUGUCAUCUUCUUCAGAUAGCGCUUUGAAGAAAGAGUAUCGCAUAGAAUUAUAAGUUGCUGCCGAAGUUGUUCGUCGCGGGCCUUGAUAUGAUGUUGUGAUGUUAUGCGUGUCACUCGUUUGACAAUUUUCCUGGUCGGCGUGUUUUCCAUGGUGGCAUUUUCUCUUCUCUAGGUUUGGUUUCUCUACUAUACAGACGAAUUCCAUUCUCCUCACAUACUGUGAUCGCUCCCGCGUACACAGAGUCGAUAAGAUCUGUAAUGGUGGAAUCACUUCGUAUGCUGGAUUUUAUUACCGUGUUGGCUCUUUCAACGCUUUCUAGGAUUUUCCGUGAGCCUUUGAGUCUUGGUAUUUUCGGUCUAUC